AUGGACAAGCCUGCUGUCCCCAAAUUCACAUCGUUUCGCCCACUGAAGCGGCAGAAGAGCACAGGUAAGGACGACGAGAAGCCUGCGCAACAUGAUUCGUCGACAACGGCGAGGAGCGAUGUAGCUACUGAUCGCCGGCGAGGAUCGAAUGUCCAUCCUGUGCUGAAUCCCAUCGAACGUCAUGAUGCGAAGAAACCACCGGCUACCAAAGUUGACCCGCUUGAUGACCAUGACAAUGUGAGCGACUAUUUUGUCGACCGGCGCGGCGACUCGAAAAACGUGCAAUUCGGCAGUAUUCAUCGUUACGAUGUGCCGCGUUAUCGGCGAGGUGGGCGAGGAUUUGUUAUUGGCUCGCCGAGUGCUAGGUUCGGUCGCGGUGAAGACAGCAAAGGAAUCUUCACAAUCACGAACGUGCAAGAACGCGAUGACAGGAGAGGAAUAAAAGUGCUCUCUUCGAAAAACACGCGCCUCAAAGAUGACGGACUUCAACUUAUCACAACGCCAGGGAGCCACAAUAAUGCAGAUCCAAUGACCGAGUUCAUCGCGUUAUCGACGUCUCGCCGAGACAAAGAAGGAGGACUCAAUGAAUCUGACAAACUCGACGAAAUUGAUUAUCGCUACGAAGCAAAUGAGGCGAGGACUGCCAAUCCCACCAAUGACCACCCAUCGUCAGAGGACGAACCACUAGCUCCCCCAAUCGACAAGCAGCAAGAGCGAAACGCAUCAUUAUCUGCAAAGACUGCAUCAGAUCCACAGGACGUAGAGGCUUGGCUUGCACUUGUAUCACAUCAGCGCGACGUAGUCAAGCCGAGCGAUCCUGCAUUGACCAAACCCGAAAGACGCGUGGUGGCCGAUCUUCGAAUAGCGAUUCUGAAGAAGGCCCUCAAGAAAGUACCCGUGACCACUCAAGGGAGGGAUCGCAUUUGGAUGGCUCUGCUCGAAGAAGGAAAUCACAUUUGGCCAUCUUCUACGACGGCGAGCAAGUGGGAAGAGGCUUUGCGAGACUGCUCCUUAAGCAGUAAUUUAUGGGUCAAGCAUUUGGAAUUUGUCCAGCGCGAUCCUGUAGCAUUUCAGUUCGAGCGAUGUAGACAGGCAUAUAUUGACUGCCUCACGGUGCUGCAUCGCAAUGUACUGAAUUCGAAGGAAAUCGAAAGGACCACUACUGCACAUCUGCAGCUCAAUGUUCUUCUUCGUUUCACGCUACUACUGAAGGAUGCCGACUUCACCGAGCUUGCCUUCGCAAUUUGGCAAGUCUUACUAGAGUUCCACUUUUUCAUCCCACCAGCCUUGGUCCAAGCAAGGAGUGAAGACCGCAUUGCCGCGAUAGAAGACUUUUGGGAAAGCGAAGUCCCACGAAUCGGAGAGCUGGGGGCUACGGGUUGGUGUAAUCAAGGGGAGCAUGUUGAGCGACAAAACAUACCAGAUUCAGAGAGCGCGCCGGUUGUCCAUAAAAUCCAGUCGUGUGUGACAGCAGCUAAAAGCGAUCUCUGGCGCAGAAGCCACCAAUGUCUUCCUGCUUCGGCCGAUGAGGAGGAUACAAAUGAUCCUUUCCGAUUCAUCAUGUUCUCAGAUCUUCGGGAAAUCCUCGAGCUUCUGACAAACGACUUGUCUAAGCAUGAACUUUUCAAUGCUUGUAUGUCGUUCUUCGGUUUGCCCGUUCUUGCGGUCGAAGACGACGCACUACAACCUGUCAACCAUCUCAGUUUGACGGGGCAUCAAACCUCCAUGGGCCACGACGAUACAGAGCACGCACUGGCGACGGAGUCCAAGACCCAACCAGAGGCGAAAGUAAGAAGUCAACAGGAGUCCGUCGAAUCUUUGUUCGAGAAAGAUGCUUUCAUGAUGGCGCCGCAUACCACUCUGCAGUCGAAUGCGUUGAAAAGGCAGUCGAUGCAAUUUGCCGACAGGAUCAUUGAAAUGCUUGUGGCUCGUGAAUCCUCUCCAGACUCGAUUGCCGCUUACCAUAUCGCAUUUCGGGCACAGCUGUACCCCGAAAGCGCUCCUAAGACUGCCAAACACUACUUGUACAGUAGACCAUCUGGUUUUCAGCUACUCAACGCCUAUGCAUUGGCUGAGGCACACCUCGAGCACAUCGGCAAAGCAGAUAGGCUUUGGCUUUCUGCGCUGCAAAACCGUUUCAAAGUUCCGAUGGGCGUGGAAGAUGCGAUUCUAGUCUGGCACGCAGCCAUUUGCUUUCAUCUACGAAACGGCGACGAGUCAAAAGCGCUGGGCUUUCUCGCAACAGUUGCAUCAAGUACUCCGGACGAUCAACUAUCUGUCGAAUGUACGAGCAUGUCCGAAACUGCUCUUCACGAAAUCCGACAAGAGCUCAUUGCAGGCUUUGACAAGAUGUAUACGUCCCAGAAGCUCACACGAGCCAUUCUGUAUGCCGACUGUCUUGCUCUGUUGUGUUAUAUCAUCACUUCACACGAUCUAGCCGAGGCUCUUGAUGUGUACGAAAUGUAUGAUACGAGGCUUCUCGAGCCAGACUGUCGACCAGCUGCCGAGCUUCUCGCCCAGUACAAAGCAGAUCUGAUACGGCUUCAUCUUGAUCGGCGGAGGGCCUUUCGGAUAAAAGACGUCGAAAAAAGCUUAAUUUCAAGCCUAGCAGCAUUCCCAGAGAAUUCCAGUCUCCUUGCUGCACAUCAUCACGUUACGGCUCAAGAUAGAGUCCGACAAUUGCUCAAGCAACCGCAGAUGCGACAAGGUCAGACUAUCUCACCCAUACAAGCGAUAUUCAGGAUUGAGUGCGAGAUUGAGAACGAAGAAAAGCGCACAUCCGGUUCCAAUCAACACACAGUCCGAGCCGCCUUCUCGAAUGCUCUUCUCGGAGUUGAUAGUACAGUCAGCCAUGUUCCCUCGUUAUGGUUCCGAUGGUUACACUUUGAAAAGACGCAAGCGCAGACUGCCACAGAUCGCAAGCAAAUUGGAGACGCCAUAGCUAACAUGAAGAUGGUCUUCAUGGAAGGGUUGAAACAUCUGCCAUGGGUGAAAUCAUGGAUCACAGUGGGAAUUGUCCUUCUCGGGGACGUCAUGCCUGACGCAGAACUGCUGCAGAUUUACUCAUUGGUUGAAGAGCGCGGACUGCGAGUCAGGACUGGGUGUGAUGCCCCUUAA
Molecule: messenger RNA, 3117 nt
Organism: Dissoconium aciculare CBS 342.82
Lineage: Eukaryota; Fungi; Ascomycota; Dothideomycetes; Mycosphaerellales; Dissoconiaceae
Product: DUF1740-domain-containing protein
Exons: 1
Coding region: 1-3117 (1038 amino acids)
Biological process (GO): negative regulation of RNA catabolic process; regulatory ncRNA-mediated post-transcriptional gene silencing
Cellular component (GO): catalytic step 2 spliceosome
Molecular function (GO): protein binding
Source: RefSeq, a predicted model, not a curated record